AUGUGGAAGGAGCCCGAAUACAAGGACUUGGCUUGUGUGGUCGCAGACUGGGGCGCGUGGCAGCCCUGCUCCGUGACUUGUGGCGUCGGGAAACAGAAGCGCUUCCGGCCUUUCCCGACACAGCGCAGCUGCCGCAAGCUGAAUCCACCACCUCUGGUCGCAGAAGACCGCUACUGCAUGAAGCCGGCUUGUCCUUUGGUCGCAGGCCAUUGCGAGGCUGCCAAACCGAACUCAACUGGCAGCGCCAUGCUGUGGCAAAGCAAAGCCAGGACGAUCCCUCGCUCCGCCAAGGAGCCAC
This is a messenger RNA of Symbiodinium sp. CCMP2456, 298 nucleotides long. The record is from the annotation of a GenBank genome assembly. Lineage: Eukaryota; Dinophyceae; Suessiales; Symbiodiniaceae.